Molecule: messenger RNA, 2136 nt
Organism: Clonostachys solani
Lineage: Eukaryota; Fungi; Ascomycota; Sordariomycetes; Hypocreales; Bionectriaceae
Source: the annotation of a GenBank genome assembly
AUGUUCACCCUCCACAACAUCCAUGACGGCGAAAUCGUCCACCAAAAGUCCCUUCUCCUCAUCGGCCGCUACAACUCGCACCAAGACAUAAACGGCCAUGUCCAGGUCGAGACGGCCAACGAGGCCGGCCGCCAGACCUUCCCAACCCACAGCUGGCCAAUGUGCAACGGAUGGUUCAAAUGCCUCGCCAUUCUGAGUCCCGGCAAGAACAUCAUCCAGCUGCGUAUCACCGGCGGCAGUGAUAGCGUCAGGGUGUGCGUCGACUACGUGCCCCUUCUGGACAUCCCUCCGCUUCACCUGGUCGUCAUGCUGGCCGCUGACUCGCCCGGCCUGAUGGACUGCCCUCCAUGCAAGCCCUCCCCAGCACACUCCAACCUACACGCCGCCGUGGCCAAGCUUCGUAUGGCCGCAUGCAUGUGGCAGGCCCUGACGGCCGAGGAGAUGCGCGCUGCCGGGCUUGGCCGCCGCACCUUUCGUCUCGAGGAGCACUGGUCGGCUGAUUCUCUCAGCCGGUCCUUCUCACCCGAUCCCAACAGCUUGAUGUCGUGUAUGCGCUCCACCAUCAAGGUUCAUGUCGUCAGGAGCGACAAGACCGCUGCCCAGAUCCGUGAUCGGGAUAUCGCCCAGCAGUAUGACGGGGCGCGGGACAAGAACGCCCUGCACGGCAUCUUCCUCGACGCCAUGAAGAGAUACGGCCCGCCUUUCGAGGACCUUACCCGGCCCAUCGUCGCCGGCUUGAUCUUCGACUCCCAUUACGACAAGGCCAGCAAUCUCAUCACCGGCCACGCCGCUCUCGGCUCACACAACCCAACCGGCAUAUCGCUGGGUAUGUGCGGCAGCCACGUCGCCUACGCCUGGCCUCGCUUUAUUGAAGAGGUCCCAGACUGUCUCCUGGACACGACACCGCCCGGAGACACGGUUGGAAAUGACUGCGGCGCGUGCCUCACCAACUGGGAGGCCUGCACCGUCGGUCUGACUGCCUUUAUCCACGAGGUCGGGCACGCCUUUUCGGCGCCGCACACCUCAGGGAUAAUGGGCGGCGGCUGCUCUCGCGACUUUCCAAAGAACUUCCUCUCGACCGUUGCGUACAGCCGCGUGCUCAACCGGCGAGACGAUGUCCCCAUCACGAUAGACACGGAUCACCUGUGCCGCUGGGCUCUGCAAGACCUCCUCCGCUUCAUCGGUCUUCCCCAUUUCCGGCACCCGUCUGAUCCCGAGAAGAGCAGCGCCUCCGCCGUUGUCACAGUCGAGGGUCAUGGUGACUCCCUGCGGCUGGUCGUCAACUGCAAGGCAGGGAUCGCCGAGGUCAAUCUGAAUGGAACCGUGCUCAACAAGACAUCCAUCUCCCAUCCAGCCAAGCAGGUGCUCGUUCGUAUCAACGAGCUCUCACGGUUCAGCAGGGACAGCGCGCUGCAGCUCCAGGUGCUCUCCAUGAACGGCAAGCAUGCCGAAUACCCCGUCUGGUCGAUGCUGUCCCGCAUGGCGCAGAUACAGAUCCCUGGCACCGACAUCCACCUCCGAAGGAAGAGCGUCGGGCGCCCCAUCGGCGAGGAUGGAGAUUGGCCGUGGGCCGUGCUGCUGAACAAGCGAGAUCAGCGAGGUAACCUCGCCCGGGCAUACAAGAUUGACCUGAGGGUCGGCUGGCGGCUGGACGGCGCCGAGGUGUACUUUGAGGACCGGACAAAGAUCCCCUGUGGGCGCCGCGGGCCAGGUGGGAAUGACCCCGACAUGGGCGGCCACAUGACUCGCAAGCUGCUCAUCUCGAGGAAGGCCGAGAUCACAAAGGUGCUGGUUUCCAGGGUGGAUCAGAACGACCUGCGUGGCCUUCGGAUGUUUCUUUCAAAUGGGAAGGCCAUGGGCGCCUUGAACAAGCAUUUCUCUCACGCAAUAAUCGUCGGGUUCUACGGGACAACCAGCAAGCACUCGAGGUGUAACGAGUUCGGCAUCAUCACAGCACCAAGAAACAUCCAACUCCCCGAUUGGUUGUACGACAUGCCUGAAUUGCAAAACAAUCCCCAAGAUGGCUCUGGUAGCCGUCUCCGGCCAAAUGAUGGUCCUCGAAGAUACGACCUGGACAUCUCCGAAGAUCAGGAUGGUGGCUACGAUUGCCAUUUAGAUGUAGAGGAGUCAGAUUGA